UGGAGACUGAAAAUUUGAAUGAAGAAUUUAUUAACAGUGUUUAUGAAAAUGAAUUUAAUGAAUCUAAAAGUGGUACCACUUCCACCUUACGUAGACAUUUAUUUAAUAAUCACCCAAUAUUGUUCAAAGAAAAGAAUGAAGGUCCUUUGGAUCAGUUUAUAAAAUCAAAUGAGAGAUUAAUAUUUACUCAAGAUACUUGGAAUGAAAAUCUUAUUAAAUGGAUAGUUGAAGAUGAUCAAUCAUUUAAUGUAGUAGAGAAACAAUCUUUUAAAAC
Molecule: messenger RNA, 274 nt
Organism: Entrophospora candida
Lineage: Eukaryota; Fungi; Glomeromycota; Glomeromycetes; Entrophosporales; Entrophosporaceae
Source: the annotation of a GenBank genome assembly